Messenger RNA from Danaus chrysippus (African queen), 1596 nucleotides. The record is from the annotation of a GenBank genome assembly. Lineage: Eukaryota; Metazoa; Arthropoda; Insecta; Lepidoptera; Nymphalidae.
AUGGCAGCAAUAAGCUUAUUAAAUCCUAAAGCUGAGUUCGCUCGUGCCGCUCAAGCUUUAGCUGUAAAUAUCACAGCUGCGAAAGGAAUUCAAGAUGUAAUGAAAACUAACCUCGGGCCGAAAGGCACCAUGAAAAUGUUGGUGUCCGGCGCGGGGGAUAUCAAGAUAACUAAGGAUGGGAAUGUUCUGCUCCAUGAGAUGCAGAUCCAGCAUCCCACUGCGUCUCUGAUAGCCCGCGCUUCAACGGCGCAGGACGACGCCACGGGAGAUGGCACAACCUCCACCGUACUUCUCAUCGGAGAACUGUUGAAACAGGCUGAUAUUUACAUCAGUGAAGGACUCCACCCAAGAAUUAUAACCGAAGGUUUUGAUGUAGCUAGAAACAAGGCUCUCGAAGUUUUGGAAUCCAUGAAAAUUCCUAUCGAGAUCAAAAGGGAGAACCUCAUUGAUAUUACCCGUACUGCUUUAAAAACAAAGGUACAUCCGAGUCUGGCUGAAGUUUUGACUGAUGCUUGUGUCGAUUCAGUACUGGCUAUCCGAGUUGAGGGUAAACCAGUUGAUCUUCACAUGGUGGAACUGAUGGAAAUGCAGCACAAAACAGCUACAGAGACUACACUUAUUAAAGGUCUGGUAUUGGAUCACGGAGCCCGUCACCCUGAUAUGCCGAAACGUGUAGAAAAUGCAUACAUCCUGACUUGCAAUGUUUCACUGGAGUAUGAAAAGACUGAGGUCAAUUCUGGCUUCUUCUACAAGUCCGCUGAAGAUAGGGAGAAGCUUAUUGCAGCUGAGAGAGAAUUUAUUGACCAAAGGGUCAAGAAGAUUGUAGCUCUAAAGAAGAAACUUUGUGACGGCACUGACAAAUCAUUUGUGGUCAUCAACCAAAAGGGUAUUGAUCCCCUUUCCUUGGAUGUACUUGCAAAGGAGGGUAUCAUUGCUCUUCGUAGGGCUAAGAGACGUAACAUGGAGCGUCUGGCGCUCGCCUGCGGAGGCAUCGCUAUGAACUCUGUCGACGAUUUGACUGAAGAGUGCCUCGGUUACGCCGGUCUUGUGUAUGAACAUAUCCUUGGUGAAGAGAAAUACACUUUUGUAGAAGAUUGCAAGAAUCCACAGUCUGUAACCAUCCUAAUCAAAGGCCCCAACAAACACACGCUCACGCAAAUUAAGGAUGCUGUGAGGGACGGCCUCAGAGCGAUCAACAAUGCCAUUGAAGACAAAUGUCUUGUACCUGGCGCUGCUGCGUUUGAAGUGAAGGCUAACAACGAAUUAUUGAAGUUCAAGGACACAGUUAAGGGGAAGUUGCGUUUAGGCAUACAGGCUUAUGCUGAAGCAUUAUUGGUGAUUCCAAAAACAUUGGCCGUUAACUCUGGAUAUGACGCUCAGGACACCAUCGUGAAGCUACAAGAGGAAUCCCGUUUGAACCCUGACCCUAUUGGAUUGGAUCUUAGCACUGGUGAAGCGAUAAAACCAAUUGAUUUGGGCAUCUAUGACAACUAUAUUGUUAAGAAACAAAUCCUUAACUCUUGUUCAGUUAUCGCUAGCAACCUCCUACUUGUGGACGAAAUCAUGAGAGCCGGAAUGUCCAGCCUUAAGGCUUAA